Penicillium roqueforti is the source of this 786-nucleotide messenger RNA. RefSeq names its product chanoclavine-I dehydrogenase easD (gene fgaDH). The transcript has 2 exons. The record is from RefSeq and is a predicted model, not a curated record. Lineage: Eukaryota; Fungi; Ascomycota; Eurotiomycetes; Eurotiales; Aspergillaceae. Gene Ontology annotation, molecular function: oxidoreductase activity. The coding region runs from base 1 to 786 and encodes 261 amino acids.
AUGGCAUCCGUGAAAUCCAGGGUAUUUGCCAUCACUGGUGGUGCAUCUGGCAUCGGCGCAGCCACUAGCAGACUGCUAGCUGAGCGCGGUGCUACUGCUGUUUGUGUGGGCGAUAUAUCCUGCAAGAACUUUGACGAGCUGAAGGAAUCUAUGAAGAAAAUCAACCCAGCCACAGAGGUGCACUGCAGUUUGUUAGAUGUGACUUCGCCCACUGAGGUUGAAAAAUGGGUGAAGAGUAUCGUGGCCAAGUUUGGUAACCUUCACGGGGCCGCAAACAUUGCCGGCAUUGCCCAGGGUGCUGGGCUCCGAAACUCGCCUACAAUUCUGGAGGAGGGAGAUGAGGAAUGGAGCAAGGUACUCAAAGUAAAUCUUGAUGGUGUUUUCUACUGCACCCGUGCGGAGGUUCGCGCUAUGAAAUCGCUUCCCUCUGAUGACCGCAGCAUCGUCAACGUGGGUAGUAUUGCAGCACUGAGCCAUAUCCCAGAUGUGUAUGCAUACGGAACUUCCAAGGGAGCUUCCACCUACUUUACAACAUGCGUGGCAGCAGAUACAUUUCCAUUCGGGAUUCGCGUGAACAGCGUAUCUCCAGGGAUAACCGACACUCCGUUGCUGCCACAGUUUAUGCCCAAGGCUCAAACGAGCGAUGAGGUCAAAGAGGUCUAUAGGAAAGAAGGAUUUUCGGUGGUUAAAGCGGGCGAUGUGGCUCGGACGAUAGUCUGGUUGCUCAGCGAGGAUUCAAGCCCUGUGUAUGGCGCCAAUAUCAAUGUCGGGGCCAGCAUGCCCUAG